Messenger RNA from Silurus meridionalis, 3931 nucleotides. It is a transcript of the gene nphs1, whose product is annotated as NPHS1 adhesion molecule, nephrin. NCBI's taxonomy places the organism in Eukaryota, Metazoa, Chordata, Actinopteri, Siluriformes, Siluridae. The record is from RefSeq and is a predicted model, not a curated record. Gene Ontology annotation, biological process: cell-cell adhesion. Gene Ontology annotation, molecular function: cell adhesion molecule binding. Gene Ontology annotation, cellular component: cell-cell junction.
CUCGGAGUGUCUUCGCCAGUGUACCCACUUUACACCAAAGGAUGAGUAUCGAGUCGCACCACGUUGAACAAAGGAUAGUGAGUCUGUAACUGGAUGAGAUGUCUGUGUUGUCAUUGCUCAGUGCUAUUCUUCUGCUCCUCGGCGAGGUACGAGGCGUGUGUGGGCAGCAGGCGUUCAGGACGGAGCCGAAGAACGUGACCGUGAGGGCUGGAGCCACGGCUCUGCUGAAGUGUGAAGUGCUGAGGGCCUCGGGGACCGUGCAGUGGGUGAAGGAUGGCCUGCUUUUGGGGCCACACAGGUCUCUGCCCGGCCACCCACACUACACCAUGACUGGUGAUGAGAAAAGAGGGCAAUACUAUCUCCAAAUAGAAGAUGUGGGCUUGGACGAUGACUCCCCCUACGAAUGCCAGGUGGGACGUUCCGAAACCAGUGAUCCCAUCAUCUCCCGUACUGUGUGGAUCAAUGUGCAAAUUCCUCCAUCGAAUCCCUCUAUUGUUCUGGACUCAGAGGAGCCGUGGGUGGAAGGUCAGGAGUACACAGUGACCUGCAUCGCCCCAGACGCCAAACCGGCUGCUGAUGCCACGCUCUUUAAAGAUGGAGAGGAGCUGACAGACACAUUGUCUUUCACGAUGCCAGGCUCUGAGGACAAACUCCUGAACACUCACACUGAAGUUAAGAUCAGGCCUCACCGUUCGGACAAUGGACAACCCCUACUCUGUAAAGUGAAGAACCCAGCUCUCAGCAAGGCCUUGGAAACGACAAUAUUAAUGACAGUUUACUUUCCACCCCAGGCUCCGGUGAUAGAAGUUGAGAGUGAAGAGGUGAAUGCCGGGACCCAUCUCCGGUUAGUCUGUCUGUCAUAUGGAGGAAACCCUUUGGCUACACUACACUGGACUAAGAAUGAUGAGGUGUUGCCUACUAUCUGGGAGAUGGACACUGUCUCCCAUAAGGCCAGCAGUACCCUGGUGAUGGAGGUGAAGCCAGAAGACAAUAAAGUUGUGCUGCGCUGCGAGAGCGUUAAUCAAGUGUCCCGAUCUCCCAUGGUCAUCACUCGCACCCUCACUGUCCUUUUUGAGCCCUCUAAUGUGGAACUAAGUGGCUCCUCUGAAGCUAUAGAGGGAACAGAGGUGAAUAUGUGCUGCUCCACUUCUUCUAGCAAUCCACCGGUUCAUAUCCGCUGGUGGCUUGGCUUCAAGGAGCUCAACACCACUUCCUUUACUAUCACUGAGGGAGAGAAUGGAGGGAUGAUGACGACAUCCAACCUGACUCAUACUGUAUCCAGGGAGGAAAAUGGACUGCUGCUCACAUGUGAAGCAUUUAAUAAAGGCACACGAUUCUCCAGCAUCCAAACUAAAACCCUCAGUGUGUACUACCCUCCUCAGAAGGUUUGGUUAGAUGCCCCUUCAGAAGGAACUCUCCUACGUUCAGGAAUGACCAUUCAACUGGUGUGUUUUUCCAGUGGAGGAAACCCUACAGGCCGGUUGACCUGGUUCAAGAAUGGUAAAGUUGUGCAGGUGCCAUCGAAGAACAUCGAAUCCGAGCGUGGUGUGUCACGAGAGCUCCUUCUCACUCUCCAACCAAGCGAUAAUUUAGCUAAGUAUCGCUGCGAUGCCACCAACGAGGCCAAGAAAGUACAAUCAGCUGAGAUUAAACUUCAGGUCCAAUAUCCUGCAGUAAGUUUGAAGAUCGUGGUGAAGCAGAAGGUGUUGCGGGCUGGGCAGACCGUCAGAAUGGACUGUCUGGCUGGAAGCAGCAACCCAAAAGUUAACAUCAGCUGGAGUCUGGGCCCCAUCAGUCUGUUAGGAGAGGAGAACGCUGUUAAGAAGUCGGUCUAUGGUGGUGUGUCAGUCAGCAGCACCCUAUCGCUCCCUCUCUCUUCUCAUCUUCAUGGCAGAAGACUCACCUGUCAGGCCUUCAGCGCUGCACUCUCAGAGCGGGUCAACACCUUCCACACGCUCAACGUCCUCUUCCCUCCUGAGUUUGCAGAAGACCAGGCGAGUCUGGUGGAGGCAAUAGAGGAUGACUUUGCCGCCCUUCCUGUUAAAGUCGCCAAUCCAGACGAUAUUUCGUGCGAGUGGAUGUUCCGCGGCGAGAAGGUGCUUAGAGAUCGGGAUUCUCGUUACCAUUUCUCAGAAUCUUGGGGUUUGGAGAUUUGGAAUGUGACCAGGCGUGAUACAGGUGUGUACACAGUGGAGUGUUCCAAUGCUGAAGGAAAAAACAAAAGCAACAUCAAACUGGACGUCCACUAUCCCCCCAGCGUGAAAAUGAAGGCAGAUCCUGUGAACGUGAACAUCGGAGACACUGCAGAUCUGUUCUGCAUCGCUGAUGCCAAUCCUGUGACUGACAACAUGUUUUCGUGGAAGUGGAUGGGUGAAGGUGAAAUUGACGGGCUAGGUGAAAUGACUCAGGAUGAAUCAACUGGACUUUUGACCAUCUACAAGGUGACCCGAGUUCAAGCAGGUCCCUACCAGUGCACUGCAAACAAUGGCAUAGUACCCGAAGCCAGUGUGGUGGGACAGCUUGUUGUAAACUUUGCUCCGGAGCUGCAAAAGGGGGCACAAUGGAGAAAAGUGGCAAGUCGAGGAGAUGGUACUACUGAUGCUGAUGUGCUUUGUCAGGCUGAAGGAGUGCCUCGUGUCCAGUUCAGCUGGGCAAAGAACGGCAUACCACUGGACUAUAACAACCCACGAUAUCUCGAGAAGACAGUAAAAGAAGGAGCCAUACACACCAGCACUCUGACUGUAGUAAAUGUGAGUGCCGCUCUGGACUAUGCUGUGUUUACCUGCACCGCCCGAAACAGCCUUGGAGAAGACACAUUUAACAUCCAACUUCUUAGCACCAAUUACCCAGACCCCCCCUCAGACCUGAAGCUCCUCAGCGUCUCCUCGAACUCCGUCACUCUGGAGUGGAUGCCCGGCUUCGACGGAGGGCUUAUUCAAAAUUUCCGAGUCAGGUACCGGUGGGCAGGGUCUGCCAGUUACCAGUACGUCGAUGUUUUUCCCCCAAGAUCCACCGUGUACACAGUGAGCGGCUUGAAACCUUCGACCAUCUACAACUUUUCAGUUAACGCAAUUAAUUCGAUUGGAGAAAGCAGCUAUGCUGAUCGCGGUGCAGUACUCACAGUCACCACAUUGGAUCCUGAUCCUGUGCCAGGAGAACCUCAUCCCGAAGCCCCAGAGCGUGAAGAAGGCCCCGCUAUACCAGUGUAUGUCAUCGUUAUCCUCGUGGGAGUCUUCCUGGUGUGCAACGCCUUUGGCUUCUUUCUAUUGGUCAGGUGGAAGAAGGGACGGAUUCUGAAAGAGGGAGCAGGCAGCUUUUCAGGGGGCAAGAGGAGCGAUGAGGGGUCAUCGGUGAGCAGCAGAGAGCCGAUCAAUGUCUCAGCACACCGGACCCUUCUCAUCAACACGAGCUCAGAUCCAGACAGCAGCAGCAGUGUCUACGAGAGCUACGGAGGGAGCUAUCACUAUUACUACCCCACUGAGGCCUAUAGUCCUGCACUUUAUACCCAUCUGGAGACACCGGAGAAGCUCGAUAGCAGACACAUUACGAACCCAAUCAGCCAUGAUUACGAGGAAGUCAGGGACUUUGGGCCGUAUCAGGAUCUGUUUGGGUCGAAUGUUCCACAUGCAUCAGCUCAAACUUUUGGAGCUGAUGCAUCAGGCCACAUUCCAGCAUCCAUAUAUGAGCAGGAUAAAUGGUUCACUGCAGCUGAUCUGGACCCAGCAAGUGGAGUUUACAAUUCAAUCGCUUACAGACGCAGAAAGAACUCCGAGCUGCCCUUUGAACUGAGGGGUGAGCUGGUUUAAGAGCUUGCAAAAUGCUCAAAAAUAGGUCUGUACUUCGGGACUCAAAGCAUUUAUCAUUCAUAUAUUUAUAUUUAGUUUGAGCUAUGGAUAUAUAGUUAAAGUUUUAUAGUUUGUUUAAGUAGUAA